Molecule: messenger RNA, 3786 nt
Organism: Andrographis paniculata
Lineage: Eukaryota; Viridiplantae; Streptophyta; Magnoliopsida; Lamiales; Acanthaceae
Exons: 21
Coding region: 175-3324 (1049 amino acids)
Biological process (GO): protein import into nucleus
Cellular component (GO): nucleus; cytoplasm
Molecular function (GO): small GTPase binding; nuclear import signal receptor activity
Source: RefSeq, a predicted model, not a curated record
CCACUUCUCUGCCCUGCGCAAAACCCUACGCCGCCGCCGCAGCCACUUGCCUUGUAUAUAAAGCAAACAAAUAUUAAUAUAAAAAAAAUUAAUAAUAGAAGGAAAUCCCUAAUUCUUCUUUCUAGGGUUUCGUGCUCCAGCCGCCGUCGCCAGGGAACUACUGGGGAGUGGGCAAUGGCGCAAUCGCUGGAGCUUCUGUUGAUUCAGUUUUUGAUGCCUGACAAUGACGCCCGGCGGCAGGCGGAGGAUCAGAUUAAGAGGCUGUCCAAGGAUCCGCAGGUGGUGCCGGCGCUAAUCCAUCACCUUCGCACGGCGAAGACCCCAAACGUGCGUCAACUGGCCGCCGUUCUGCUCCGUAAGAAGAUAACCGGCCACUGGGGCAAGUUGUCGCCGGAGGUGCGGGGGCAAGUGAAGCAAUCACUGAUUGAAAGCAUUACUAUGGAGCACAGUCCUCCAGUUAGGAGAGCUAGUGCAAAUGUUGUGAGCAUAGUUGCCAAAUACACGGUUCCCACAGGAGAAUGGAAAGAUUUGUUGCCAUUUCUAUUUCAAUGUAGUCAAAGUCCACAGGAAGAUCACAGAGAAGUGGCUUUGAUACUUUUCAGUUCACUUACAGAAACUAUUGGGGAUUCAUUUCGACCAUACUUUACAGACUUGCAGUCUCUGUUACUUAAGUGCCUACAGGAUGAGACCAGCACCCGAGUUAGAGUUGCAGCUCUAAAGGCAGUUGGUUCCUUCAUUGAAUUUACUCAGGAUGUGGCUGAAGUUAUCAAGUUCCGAGACUUUAUUCCUAGCAUUUUGAAUGUAUCCAGACAAUGCCUGGCUUCUGGUGAAGAGGAAGUUGCUGUGAUUGCUUUUGAGAUAUUUGAUGAGUUAAUUGAGUCUCCUGCCCCUCUUCUAGGGGACUCUGUAAAAGCCAUAGUUCAGUUUUCUCUUGAAGUGUGUGCAAGUCCUAAUCUUGAUUCGAACACACGUCAUCAGGCUAUUCAAAUCAUUUCAUGGCUUGCAAGAUAUAAAGCAAGUUCCCUCAAAAAGUACAAGCUAGUUGGACCAAUCCUGCAAAUUAUGUGCCCACUACUUGCUGAAUCUACUGAUAGGGAUGAAGAUGAUGAUCUUGCACCUGAUCGAGCUGCUGCAGAAGUAAUUGAUACAAUGGCUUUAAAUCUGUCAAAGCAAGUAUUACCUCCUGUUUUAGAGUUUGCAUCUUUAGGCAGUCAAAACACGAAUCCAAAGUUCAGGGAAGCUUCAGUUACUGCUUUAGGUGUUAUUUCAGAGGGUUGUUCAGAGUUGAUGAAAGACAAACUAGAGCCCGUCCUUCAUAUUGUUCUGGGAGCUCUUAGAGACCCUGAACAGAUGGUACGAGGUGCAGCAUCCUUUGCUCUUGGUCAAUUUGCCGAGCAUCUUCAACCUGAGAUAGUUUCGCACCACAACAGUGUUCUUCCAAGUAUACUUAAUGCCCUGGAGGAUGCAUCUGACGAGGUCAAGGAGAAAUCAUAUUAUGCAUUGGCAGCAUUUUGUGAGGAUAUGGGUCCAGAAAUUCUUCCGUUCCUGGAUCCUUUGAUGGGGAAAUUACUUGGUGCCCUCCAAUCUAGUUCUCGUAAUUUGCAGGAGACAUGCAUGUCUGCAAUUGGUUCAGUAGCAUCUGCAGCAGAACAAGCUUUUGUUCCUUAUGCUGAGAGGGUUCUUGAAUUGAUAAAAAUCUUUAUGGUGCUUACAAAUGAUGAGGAUCUUCGAUCACGAGCGAGAGCAACAGAAUUGGCUGGAAUGGUUGCAAUGUCUGUUGGGAGGGCAAGAAUGGAACCAAUUUUGCCUGCCUUCAUUGAAGCUGCAAUAUCUGGUUUUGGGUUGGAAUUCAGUGAGCUUCGAGAGUAUACCCAUGGAUUCUUCAGCAAUGUAGCAGAACUUCUCAAAGAUGGUUUUACUCCGUACCUUCCCCAUGUAGUUCCAUUGGCAUUUUCCUCCUGCAACCUUGAUGAUGGCUCUGCUGUAGAUAUUGAUGAUUCUGAUGAGGAUGAUCAUGUCAAUGGAUUCGGUGCGGUAUCAUCUGAUGAUGAAGCACGUGAUGAGCCCAGAAUUCGUAACAUCAGUGUACGCACAGGUGUUUUAGAUGAAAAGGCCGCUGCCACCCAAGCUCUUGGAUUAUUUGCUCUUCAUACAAAAACUUCCUAUGCACCGUACAUAGAGGAGACACUCAAGAUCUUGGUGAGACAUUCAACAUACUUUCAUGAGGAUGUUCGUCUUCAGGCCAUAAUCUCAUUGAAAUAUAUCUUGUCAGCUGUGCAAGCAGUUUUCCAGAAUAAUAAUGAAGGAAUUGCAAAGAUAAGAGAGGUUUUGGAUACCGUGAUGAAUAUUUAUAUGAAGACAAUGACUGAAGAUGAUGAUAAGGAAGUUGUCGCUCAAGCUUGCAUGAGUGUAGCUGAAAUCAUUAAUGAUUUUGGAUACAUGGCGAUUGAACCAUACAUGACUCGCCUUGUGGAGACAACUUUAGUGUUGCUUCAGGAGGAAUCUGCUUGUCAGCUGGUAGAAUCAGAUGAGGAAAUUGACGAGGAUGAUACUGAGCAUGAUGAGGUGCUCAUGGAUGCCGUUUCUGACCUACUCCCUGCAUUUGCAAAGGCAUUGGGAAAUCAUUUUGCUACAUCUUUUUCACAGAUGUUUCAACCUUUGAUGAAAUUCUCAAAACAGUCGCGCCCACCCCAGGAUAGAACAAUGGUUGUUGCAACCCUUGCAGAAGUUGCGCAACAUAUGGGUGCUCCAAUUGCCGGCUAUGUUGAUGCUAUUAUGCCCCUUGUGCUCAAGGAAUUAGGAUCGCCCAAUUCAACCAACAGGAGAAAUGCUGCAUUUUGCGUGGGCGAGCUUUCCAAAAAUGGUGGCAAUGCUAUUCUCAAAUAUUAUGGUGAUGUUUUAAAUCGCCUUCAUCCAUUGUUCGGAGGAUCUGAGCCCGACAAUGCAGUGAGGGACAAUGCUGCUGGUGCAGUGGCAAGGAUGAUCAUGGCUCAUCCAGAAUCUAUUCCUCUAAACGAGGUCCUGCCCGUUCUCUUGCAAGUGCUUCCUUUGAAAGAGGAUUUCGAAGAAUCUGCUCCUGUUUAUGGAUGCAUCUGUGAUUUAGUCUUAUCAUCUAAUUCUCAGAUACUCUCUUUGGUUCCCCAGUUGAUUAAUAUCUUUGCUCAAGUUGCUUUAUCACCCGAGGAAACUCAUGAAGUGAAGGUGCACGUAGGCAGGGCAUUUUCGCACCUAAUGUCACUCUACGGAAACCAAAUGCAGCCACUUUUAGGCAAUCUUUCGCCUGCACAUGCUAAUGCUCUUGCAGCCGUUGCCUCUAAGAGCUGACUCCGAUGCAACUUACCUUGAAGAGAUUGCUCGAUUUCUGCUUUGGUCCCAUUAAAGGAGGUCGUAUGGAGUUAGAUUCAAUAGUAAGGUAGUUGUUUCACGUCGCUCUACUGCAGUUUUUGUUGGCUUUUGGGAAACAUCGAUCUCGGUAGAUCUCCCCCGAAUUUUGGUGUGCAUUCUUUGGCAUUUGUGUCCCCUCCUCUUCACCACAUUCUUUCCAUGUCUUUUUCGAGGUUUGUUUCUCUUCAUCAUCGUAGUCGUCGUCAUAUAUUAUUUUCAUUAUAUUUCAUAAUUGGAUUGAUUGAUCCCAAGUAGGGUUUGGAAUCAAUCAGAUGGUGCGUGCUCUUAUGAUAUAUAUAUAUAUAUGUGCAUGCUUUUGGGGUUCUCUUUUUUUUUUUGUUGUUGAUUAAGUUUGAUGAUAUAUAGUCAAUUAUUGUAUUGGCAAAGAUGUAUGGUUUUUCA